This is a messenger RNA of Lolium perenne, 809 nucleotides long. Its product is annotated as protein LURP-one-related 11. The record is from RefSeq and is a predicted model, not a curated record. Lineage: Eukaryota; Viridiplantae; Streptophyta; Magnoliopsida; Poales; Poaceae.
ACCAACCGUCUCAUCAAAAAACAGCAGCUAGAGAAGAACACUCUUCUUUGUUAGUAUCAACGAUGGCCAAAAUACAGCCCCACCCUGCCGCCGCCUCGCCGUCUCCAUGCUCUUCCUCUGAUGGUCACCGGAGCCAGCAGGCGUACACGGUGUGGAUGAAGUCCCUGGUGUUCAACGGCAACGGCUGCACCGUGUACACCGCUGACGGCGAGGUCGCCUUCCGCAUCGACAACUACGGCUGCAAGGGCGGCCGCGAGGUGUUCUUCAUGGACCGCGCCGGCAACACCCUAAUCAGGAUCAGACGCAAGGGCUUCGGCAUGUUCAGGAUGUGGGAAGUCUGCCACGUCGCCGGCGAGGAAGAAGAGGCGACGCCAUGGUUCAGCGUGCGCCGGGCCAAGAAGGGCGGGGCCGCUGUGACGAUGCACGGCGGCGCGGGGGCGUGUUACAGGGUAGACGGGUGCUGCGCGCGCAAGUCGGACUACAGAGUCAUCAGCGGUGGCGGCGCAGUCGUGGCGGAGGUCGCCCGGAAGCAGACGGCGGCUGGGGUCGUCCUGGGGGACGACGUGCUUACGCUGAUGGUGGAGCCGGAGGUGCAUCACCUGCUCGUGCUGGGUUUGGUCGUCGUCUGUGGGCUCAUGAACCGAUCCUUGUGAUUGAAAUGGCGAUCGUCUUCUACUUCAUUUCUCUAGGGACAUACACCAUGAGGGUCUUCAGGUGCCCGUGAUUGUUUUUCCGCAGGAAAGAUUAGGAAGUUUUUGCCAAAUCGAGCACAUGGAGACUCGUUUUGGUUUAGCAUUUCCCUUUGUCAA